Messenger RNA from Dioscorea cayenensis subsp. rotundata (Guinea yam), 922 nucleotides. RefSeq lists its product as uncharacterized. Bases 56 to 595 code for a protein of 179 amino acids. The record is from RefSeq and is a predicted model, not a curated record. Gene Ontology annotation, molecular function: zinc ion binding. The transcript is spliced from 2 exons. NCBI's taxonomy places the organism in Eukaryota, Viridiplantae, Streptophyta, Magnoliopsida, Dioscoreales, Dioscoreaceae.
GGGACCUUCGGUUCGUAAGCAGCACGGCUUCCCUCCAGUUCGAUGCGGUGAAGCGAUGCCCACGCCGGCCGAUACCGCCGCCGUCCCGGCGCUGCCCUCCGACGAGCCGAAGGAGGUGAAGAAUGAGAAGGGGGAGGCGUGCGUGGUGAUAGAUGUGAAGUGCGGCGGAGGCAUCGGCGAUGGCGGGGACUCUGACCCCGAGGAUGAGAAGGUUUGCCGGAUCUGCCACCUGAGCCCGGAUCGGAGCUCUGAAAGUUGCGGUGGAGCGCCGGAGGGGUCCGAGUUGAUACAGCUUGGGUGUGGGUGCCGCGGCGAGCUCGGGAUCGCUCAUCGGCAUUGCGCGGAGGCCUGGUUCCGGGUCAAGGGCAACAGGUGUUGUGAGAUCUGCGGGUCAAAUGCAAAGAACGUCAAUGGCGAAGAGGACAUAACUUUCAUGGAAGAGUGGCAUGAGAGGAGAAUAGUAGGCAACAAUAGACGAAGAAACUCAUCUGAGAGGAGCAGUUGUUGGAGAAGCCAACCGUUCUGUAAUUUCUUGAUGGCUUGUCUGGUCAUAGCUUUCAUUCUUCCAUGGUUUUUUCGAGUUAAUGUAUUCUAAGACAACAACUGUGUUCAAAGUACAGUGCAUCAUACACCAGUUAUGAAGAAUCAUAGUUCAAAGUUUCGUCCUUUAAGGUCUGUGCCCUAAGAUCAAUUGAAGCAGCAACGGGUGGAUCUCAUCCUCGCAUCAGUUUUGCACGCGGCUUCUACACAUCUUGAUUGCACAAGGCUUCUUUUGAGUGUUUUUCAUAUAAAACUCGGUAUAAGGAUUUUAUUAUAGCCAUGGGUGGGAAGUGUAUUGUUUGUUGUUUCUUUUCCAUUGUCAUAUUGUAAUAUAGAGAAAAACACGGUUGUACAUAAAGAAUUCUGGUUGUUAUUGUUCUUA